UUGUUAAACAUGUCAGAGCGCAUGCGCGGCGUUGGCCAUGCGGAAAAUGACUCGUCAGUGUUGUUGUGGAUCGCUGACAGGCACGUGAGCGGUGCUACGUCGUCUAUUUAGCAGUCGACAUGGCGGCCACAACUCCUCCCAAGGUGGUGUUUGAACACGAGGGAGUCUUCAUUCACUCAUCUCCAGAUGAAUCUGAGGAUCAGGAUUUAAUAUCAGGGUUCCUCAGGAUUGUUGAUAAGGAUGGUGAAACCCUUGUGGAAUAUAAACCCCUGGAGGAUGCAGAUCCCUCAAACAUACUGUGUGCCUGCAAGGACUCCAGCUCAGUGGUGGAAUGGACUCAGAGCUCAGAAGACAACCCUCGUCGUCCUGUCGAUCAUCAGCUGAGCUAUGAAACCGAGUGGGACAUGAUCAAUGCUGUCUCAUUCCGGAGAAAAGCCCACACACAUGGAGAUGGUGGAUCAAACCACGCAAAUGACCGGAACAAGUGGGCCUUCUCUUUUAAUGUGUGUGACCUCAGGUCUAUCACAGUCAAAUGUGAGGGCUGGUCAUACGUCAUUUUCCGCUUGAAGGAUGGCACAGCACUGCCAGCUAUUCAUUUCCACCAGGGAGGGAGCACAGCAUUCCUGGAUAGCCUAAGGAAAUCAGUUCAGAUCAACGAGAGUCCCAAUGAUGAAAGUAUCUUGAUUGUCAGCACUUACAGCAAAGCCUUCUCACAGUCCUUUGAGAAUCUUCUGGAUGAUACAAAUUAUGGCUUUGUUCAGAAAUUCAAGAAAGAUCCUUAUACAACAACGCUGGGUGGCUUCUCCAAAGUCACUAACUACCUCUUUGACGCAUUUCGGGCGCCUGAAUUAGAGUGUCAGCAGCGGCCUGCUGAGGAGGUGGCUGAUCUGUUGGGAGAACUCAUUCCCGGACUAGAGAUUAACCAGCAGGAAGAGCCUGGAUUUGAAGUCAUCACCAGACCUGAUCUGGGACCGAGGCCCGAGGUGCAAAGGAAGGGGCCGGUAACAAUGGAAGAAUGGGAAAAGUACCAGGACUCUGAGGGAAGAAUGACCAAUGUACCUCACAUAAAGGAUGCCAUAUUUAAAGGGGGUCUUUGUUACGCAGUGAGGAAAGAGGCUUGGAAGUUUUUGCUUGGCUAUUUUCCAUGGAACAGCACUCAUGAAGAAAGGAAGCUCCUGCAAAAGAGUAAAACUGAUGAAUACUUCAGAAUGAAGCUCCAGUGGAAGUCAGUAAGUGAGGAGCAGGAAAGGAGAAACUCAAGGUUACGAGAUUACAGGAGCCUGAUUGAAAAAGAUGUGAACCGAACUGACCGCAAUAACAAGUUUUACGAAGGCCUGGACAACCCUGGCUUGAUUUUACUACAUGACAUCCUGAUGACGUACUGCAUGUACGACUUCGACUUGGGGUACGUGCAGGGCAUGAGUGACCUGCUCUCUCCCAUCCUCUUUGUGAUGGAGAAUGAAGUGGAUGCCUUCUGGUGCUUCGUUUCCUUCAUGGAUGAAAUGCAUGAAAAUUUUGAAGAGCAGAUGCAAGGGAUGAAGACCCAACUAAUUCAGCUCAGCACUUUGCUUCGGCUGCUAGAUCUGGCCUUCUGGAACUAUUUAGAGGCACAGGAUUCUGGGUACUUAUAUUUCUGUUUUCGCUGGUUAUUGAUCCGAUUCAAGAGAGAGCUACAUUUUCAGGACGUCCUUCGCCUUUGGGAGGUUAUGUGGACCAGACUGCCUUGCCAAAACUUUCACCUUCUGGUGUGCUGUGCCAUUUUAGACUCAGAGAAACAAAAAAUUAUGGACAGAAAAUAUGGAUUCAAUGAAAUCCUGAAGCAUAUAAAUGAACUCUCCAUGAAACUGGACAUCGAAGAAAUCCUUAGCAAAUCCGAAUCUAUCUGUAUGCAGAUAAAGAAUUGUAAGGACUUGCCCCAUUCAGUGAGUGAGAUUCUGGGUCUCAACACAGUCACCGAACCCUCUGCAGCAUUAGAAACCAGUGAAUAUGGAAUACUCGAGUCACCUCAAACCUCACCAAGAUCCUCACACAGACAAGAUCACGUCGUCUCCAACGGCCACAGCCAUCUAAAAGAAGCAACACACAACGGCUGCAAAGUAGCCUUCAUUUCGUAGUGUACAGCACUACAUGAUGUAUAGUACAGAUUUUAUAGCCCCUGUAAGCAAGAUGAACAGUGUUGGGUGUCAUGUAGAUAUUUGCUACCAAAUGCCACAUUGUAAAAAAAAAAAAAAAAAAAAAUCCCAGAGAAAAUAUAUGAAUGUAAAACUAGGAUCCAAAAGGAUCCUAAAGCAUUAUUUUUGUAAUAUCUUGUACCAUAAUGUCUUUCAUUGAAAUAAUCAUUCCUUCUCACUGUAUAGAGAGAGUUUUCAUAUUGUUUCAGAGGUGGGGUAUCCAUUGUUGAAUAUUAUAUAUAUUUUUUGUUCUUAUCAGUUUGCCCUUUUCCUAAAUAAUUCAGAUUCAAAUUAAAAUCUGUCUUCCUUC
This is a messenger RNA of Megalobrama amblycephala (Wuchang bream), 2481 nucleotides long. RefSeq names its product TBC1 domain family, member 15 (gene tbc1d15). Lineage: Eukaryota; Metazoa; Chordata; Actinopteri; Cypriniformes; Xenocyprididae. Gene Ontology annotation, biological process: activation of GTPase activity. Bases 120 to 2114 code for a protein of 664 amino acids. The record is from RefSeq and is a predicted model, not a curated record. The transcript has 17 exons. Gene Ontology annotation, molecular function: GTPase activator activity.